CUCCAACCACAAGUUCUCCGGCUUCGAGUAAACCAAAGCAACAUGUCCAAGUUACCCAACAGUUUGAAGGCACUGAUCAACGCCCCAAAAGCACGCCCGAAUACGGUUCCCGCUCCACCCAACAUCCGAUCCGUCUACCAGAAGAUUCAGCAGACGGCGCAAUCGAACAAUCUCUCGCAGCCGGCCUGGCUAGCUUUGUCGACAGCCGCCACGAUGACGAUGAACUCCCCCGAGUCCCUUGCCAUUCUUUUCCAACUAGCCACGGCUUCCCAGUCCACCGAUGAGGGUGUAUCCGUCGCUGAAUACAUGCGGGAGGUUGGCCUGAAGUGCAUUAGCUUCAAUGGCAUCCCUCGCACCAUUAACUGCCUCAACGUCUUCAAGGCCAGCCUUCCGGAUUCAGUCACUGCGAAACUAUCGCGCUCUCCUACCCGGGCCCCUACGCCGGAGAAUAUCGAUGAGAUUUCCCACCGUGGCCGCGCUUUGUGGAACUCGAUUUAUCGCCCAUUUGAGUCAAAGCUACAUAGCAAAUUAGCCGAUUCCCAUCCCGAUCUACCUGUCCAUAUCUUGAACAGUCAUUACGGAGCGCUCUUGUCAGAUCCAGCUAAUCGAUGUACUGGUGCAACUGCGGGUAGAAUCUCAACUUCAAUUGUCGCCGUUGCAUGUCUGCGUGCUCAGUCUGGCGUUGGCCCGCAAGUGACAUCGCACGUAUUUGGGCUUCGCAAAGCCCUCGAGGACGGGACCUGGGUGAGCGACGUCGAAAGUGAGGAGGGGGCUAAAUGGCUUGCAAGCGACGAAGGCAAUACUUGGAUCUUGAAGAGCGUGGAUGAUAUCGUGGAGUCAAUCAGCGAAGGGACAGGAUCCAAUUUCGCCCCAUCUAGGGGCUCCAAACUCUAAAUACAGCGAGCUCGUAAAUUCAACAAUCCGAUAUUGUACUGCACGUAUAUAAUCACGGUUGAUGCGCACCGCGUCCCAGCUCUCUAAAAUCGAUAUUUACA
Messenger RNA from Aspergillus caelatus, 995 nucleotides. RefSeq lists its product as uncharacterized. The transcript has 2 exons. The coding region runs from base 43 to 894 and encodes 283 amino acids. The record is from RefSeq and is a predicted model, not a curated record. NCBI's taxonomy places the organism in Eukaryota, Fungi, Ascomycota, Eurotiomycetes, Eurotiales, Aspergillaceae.